CUGAUCCAGGAUCUGUCUACGUGUCUCCCACACUGCUUGGUUCAUCACAACCCCAAAGUUAAAAUCUGGAUCUGGAUCUGCUACAGACGGUGAGCUGAUGGGGGAAUACCACCCCGGUGUGGCCUUGGUAGUGUUGGCAAGGUACAGCGUGGAGUUUAUAAAUGGUCCCCUAACGUCGUGAGUCAGUUCAUCCAGGAUAGAGGACCAGUCUUACUUACUCGUCCUGUCCCCGACGUAGGAAUCAAAAUGAAGUCCUCCUGCUGUCUCAGUCUGAUUCUCCUCGGCUGUGCCUUUGGACUUCCUGUCCCCGCGGUGAACAACCACACACAACAACAAGAAGACCAAUCCGUGUUCAAAGUUGACCUGAUGGAAACCAGAGUGGGCAACUCCUCAGGAAAUGAGGAUCUGCACCAGAAGGAUGACAGGCUGGACUCCUUAGAGUUGUACGACUCAUAUAUGACUUCGAGCGAAGUCACGGAAACCUCUACCGGGUUUUACGAAUCAGGAAUCAGAAUGAAGUCCUCCUGCUGUCUCAGUCUGAUUCUCCUCGGCUGUGCCUUUGGACUUCCUGUCCCCGAGGUGAACAACCACACACAACAACAAGAAGACCAAUCCAUGUUCAACGUUGUCCUGAUGGAAACCAGAGUGGGCAACUCCUCAGGAAAUGAGGAUCUGCACCAGAGGAAUGACACGCUGGACUCCUUAGAGUUUUACGAAUCAAUUACGACUAUGAUCCGCUUCAUGGAACCCCUUAUGAAAGUCCCCUGUCCACCAUAUUGCCCUACCUGUGCCAUAGCGACCCUCGUCCAUGACUUGCAGGCAGGAGGCGAUGAACGAGCAGGCUCGGCAGCCUACGAUGCUUACGGACCUGGCAAGUGAUGAGAAAAAUACAGAAUGUCUGAGUCAGAUGAGACGAAGAGAAGAAAUGUGGGACAUUGAGUUCAUUGUGUGAUGAGUUAGGUAUACACUUCAUUAUCCAUCCAACACACAGCAACAAUUGCUGAAUGAUGUAAUAACCACCGUACAUGAUUUUAUACAAUAAAACUUUUGAUAA
Molecule: messenger RNA, 1054 nt
Organism: Lampris incognitus (smalleye Pacific opah)
Lineage: Eukaryota; Metazoa; Chordata; Actinopteri; Lampriformes; Lampridae
Exons: 10
Coding region: 247-879 (210 amino acids)
Source: RefSeq, a predicted model, not a curated record